AUGAUUUUUCAAAUAAUUCUUAUUUUUUAUAUUUUUCAAAAUAUUAAUUGUGAAAAUGUUUAUUGUACUUAUUAUCGUGAGACAGAUGAAAUAACUUGUGGUCAAGUUACAUGUUCAACACAUAUUCCACCUUCAAAACCAGAUGAAGAAACUGGAUUAGAUCCAAAAUUACCAAGAGGGUGGUAUAGGAUUGGAGUUAUGCAAAUAAGGCAUGAUACAGGGUGGUUUAAUUUAUAUAGAAGAAAAGCUACUGGCAACGGAUAUUGGGAUUUUUAUACAAACAUACCUGAAAGAAAUUGUGUUGGUGGAUUCGGGUUACAUGCUGGUGAAAAUAUAGAUGGAUCUGUGUCCGUUAAAGAUAAAAAAUGUUUUGACAGACUUGUAAAUCAAAUAGAACGUAAAUCAACAUCAGAAAAGAUGGAUGUAUUACAAUGUAGAAAGUGUAUUUAUAAUAGUUGUUGGUUGGGAACAAGAACUCUCCAUGAUCAAAGAGUGUAUUUAACAAAUUUAAGAUCAUACUAA
Messenger RNA from Strongyloides ratti, 522 nucleotides. RefSeq lists its product as hypothetical. Bases 1 to 522 code for a protein of 173 amino acids. NCBI's taxonomy places the organism in Eukaryota, Metazoa, Nematoda, Chromadorea, Rhabditida, Strongyloididae. The record is from RefSeq and is a predicted model, not a curated record. The transcript has 2 exons.